UCUUUUUUUUUUUUUUUUUUUUUUUGCCUGCCUGUUCCUUUACACGGACCUUGAUAUACCUACCACGCUCUCGGCACCCAUCGCCUUCGAACCGAUAGGCUUGUCCGCCUCGAUCCUUCUUAUCCUAAUCCAUUGAUACCCCAUCUACAGAUAUUUACCACACCCACCGAAAGGGCAAACACCUGUGCUCAAUCCUUUAUUCUAUCUGCCGCUCAAGACAGUGGAACGUGAACAGAAACCAUGCUCAGGUAGCAGACCGCGGUGGUACAUCUGAGGCUGGCUCCCAUCGUCGCACCGCAGCGCGGGCUGUUUGUUCGUCUGUCCUUUGCCGGCGCACAGGCAUACAAGACGUACAUCAAGAGAAGGAAUCAGUUUUUUGCAAUCAAGGAAAGGGGGAGAUUUCGACCUUGGCUCGCCCGCAGCGAGAAGGAAAACAACGGGAAAGGAGAAGGAGGAGGAGGCCCCAGCACAGCAGCAUGUCCGCCCAGCCGACGACGGCAACGGGAGGCUUCUCCCUGUUCCCUAGCCCAAACGCAUCAGCGGGCCCGUCUUCGAGGCACGCGACGCCGCGGCCGCGGACGGCGACACCCCUCGGCUCCUCGCGCGAGAGGCAGCAGCAGCGGCAGCCCUCGUCGCCGGCCGCCGCCUCGCCGCCUCGCCGGAAGCGGUCGGUCAAGGAGGGAAAGCAGCGGGAGCAGACACACGCCAGCACCAACAGCGGCAGCAGUAGCGGCAGCGGCAGCGGCAGCGGCAGCGGUCCGGUCAUGGCGCGCGGCACCCCGCUGCCGCCGCUGCGGACCGUCUGGAGCGAGGACGUGCAGUUCGACAUCAUCCAGCGGCCGGUGCCCGUCGCCGUCGUCGAGACGGUGCCGCCGCCGAGGUGCGAGACGGCCUUCUCCGAGGCGCAGACGCUGGUGCGGAGCAACAGCAACGGCUCUCGCCGCUCUGCCGCGGGGGCAAAGGUCGUCGGGCCGAGCCACUACCAGCAGGACGGCAGCAGUAGCAGUAACCGGCCUCAGCAGCAGCAGCAGCAGCAGCUGAGGUCCAUCUUCCCAGUCUACAACCACGCCCUACCGCCGGACCGCCAGGAAUACUACCCGACGGCCCAGGCCAGCCCCGCGCAGAUCCCGCGGAGUGUCAUCAACAGGCCGCUCUACUCCCCGCCUAUGGGGGCCACGAGCCCACCGGCGCAGCAGCAGCAGAGGCCGCCCUCGCCGCAGUCUUACCAGUUCUACGCGCAAUCCGCACCAUACACCGCAGACCAGCAGAUGCAAUAUCAGCAGCAACAACAACAGCAACAAUAUCAACAGCCACAACAACAACAACAGCAACAAUACCAACAACAAACACACCAACAACAGUACCAGAACCAAACCGCCCCCAGCGCCAUGGGCGCAUCUCCCCCGCCGGGCCCCUCGGUGGCGCGAUGGCCACCCCCGCGCGGCGGGCAGGCGCCCGCUGCGGCGCCGCCGCCCAUCAGCAGCACCGAGGAGCUGCGGGGCCUGUGGAAGGUGGUGAGCGGGUGGCGGGCUACCGGGGCCGAGGGCCGCGUGUACUGCCUCAAGAUGACGGCGGAGCGCGACACGCCCAUCUACACGCUCUCGUCGGCGGAGCAGCCCUUCUACAACCUCCGCGUCGACCCGACCUCGGUCUCGGCCUACGUCACCCUCUCCCGCCACGACCCGGCCAAGCCCUACCGCGCGCCCACCGUCUCCAUCGACGCCACCUUCGCCCCCUCACCCACCGACCUCGCCAGCCCGCCGGGCCUUCUCCCAGUCUCGGGCGGCGGCAGCAGCACCAGCCCCACCGCCAGCCAGCAGCCGGCCAGCGUGGUGGGCACGGGCCGCAAGGACGGCAAGCACUGGCACGAGGCGCUGUCGACGACGCUCGAGGAGCAGGCCCGCCGGCACGCGCCGCACGACGGGCUCGUGGCGCUGCUGUACCCGACCGCCGCGGCGCGCGUGGCGCUCGAGCGGCCCGACGACGUCGCCACCAUCGCGACCGCCGAGCGCGAGUGCGCGCGCCUCGUGUGGGACGACGACACGGGGAACCACUACCUCGUGCACCCGGCGCUGGCCAUGCCCUUUUGCGUCACCGUCGACCGCAACGCCGCCUGGGGCGGCCGCACCGAGUACACGCUCGAGCACCUCGAGAGCCCCCGCCACAUCGCCCGCCUCACCCGCGACGGGUCCGGGAACGGCUGGCUCGAGCUCGACACGGCCAUCGCGGGGAAAGUCGAGAGCGCGUACCUCGUCGAGGUGGCCGUCGCGGCCCUCAUGCUUGUCGCGCACGGCGACGCCCAGUUCGUCCGCAACGAGGUCCUGCACCCGCCGCCCGCCAUGAUGAUCUUUAGCCCGCCGCCGGGGAGCGAGUCUGGUGGUGGCGGUGGCGGGGGCAAGAACAAAAAGAGCAAGAAGAAGGGAUUCUUUGGCGGCGGCGGCGACGGAAGGGACAGCCGAGCCAGCGGCGGCAGCAAAAAAUCGGCCAAAAAGUCCGGCAGCAGGGGCUCUCCGCGCUCGCGCAUGGACGAGUUCGAGCUCGACAUCGAGAGCCAGACCAGCGACCUCAAGCGGCUCGACGUCGGCGAAAAGGACAAGAAGCUGCCCGGAAUCGUGCGCGGCAUCCUCGGCCUGCUCCGCAUCACCUUCAAGUGCUUCAUCUGGGUCCUCACCGCCUGCUUCAAGUCCCUAGCCGGCUGCAUCUCCAUCUCGGCCAGGUGUCUGACGUCCAAGAAGCUGUAAGGAGAGGGGAAUGAAGGAAAUGCGUAAUGGGGCAUCUCACAAAAUUCUAACGACGACGACGUGCAUCAUGGGGGUUACCGGGGUUAUCGAAUUGUCACUGGGUGACGAAUAGCAGGACUGGGUUUUCCAUGUAUUUCUUGAUCUUUCCUGGGUUCUCCUUUUUUUUUCUGGUAUCUUGUUACUCAUCAUCUUUUCAUGUCCUUUUUCUUCUUCCUGUUCUCAUAUUUUCCUUACAUGCCCGAGGGAACGCCAUCCCUUGGUUCAUUUUCGGCUUUUUGGCAUCCAUGGUAUCGAACACAGCGGGGGUCGUAAUUAUACAGGCGUAUCUUGGUUCAUUCCCUUGUCGGUGCCACACCAUUCGCAGAGUUUAUUCACCAAAACAACUUGCUACCUCUUGCGCUCCCGUA
Gaeumannomyces tritici R3-111a-1 is the source of this 3148-nucleotide messenger RNA. RefSeq lists its product as hypothetical. Gene Ontology annotation, biological process: regulation of transcription by RNA polymerase II. Gene Ontology annotation, cellular component: nucleus. The record is from RefSeq and is a predicted model, not a curated record. Gene Ontology annotation, molecular function: transcription cis-regulatory region binding. The transcript has a single exon. Lineage: Eukaryota; Fungi; Ascomycota; Sordariomycetes; Magnaporthales; Magnaporthaceae. Bases 477 to 2741 code for a protein of 754 amino acids.